CAGUGUCAGAACUUCUUCAUUGACAGCUGUGCUGCCCAUGGGCCCCCAGCCUUUGUAAAGGACUGUGCAGUGAAAAGGGGGCAUGCCAACCGCUCAGCGCUCACCCUGCCCCCUGGGUUAAGCAUCAGGCUGUCGGGCAUCCCUGACGCUGGGCUUGGGGUGUGGAACGAGGCAUCCGAUCUGCCACGGGGCCUGCACUUUGGCCCCUAUGAAGGCCAGAUCACAGACGACGAAGAGGCCGCCAACAGUGGAUAUGCCUGGCUGAUCACCAAAGGGAGAAACUGCUACCAGUAUGUGGAUGGAAAGGACACAUUUUGGGCCAACUGGAUGAGGUAUGUGAACUGUGCCCGGGAUGAUGAGGAGCAGAACCUGGUGGCCUUGCAGUAUCAUGGGCAGAUCUUCUACCGAACCUGCCAAGUGGUCAGGCUGGGCUGUGAGCUGCUGGUCUGGUAUGGGGAUGAGUAUGGCCAGGGCCUCGGCAUCAAGCGGAACAGCAGGGGGAAGAGUGAGCUCGCGACCGGGAGAGAACCAAAGCCAAAGAUCCACCCAUGUGCCUCAUGCUCUCUGGCCUUCUCCAGUCAGAAAUUCCUCAGCCAACACAUCCAACGCAGUCACCCCUCUCAGACCCUCCUGAGACCAUCUGAAAGAGACCUCCUCCAACCAGAGGAUCCCUGCCCAGGCAAUCAAAAUCAGCAGCAGCGAUAUUCAGAUCCACACAGCCCGAGCGACAAACCUGAGGGUCAUGAGGCCAAGGACAGGCCCCAACCUUUGCUGAAAAGCAUAAGGCUGAAGAGGGUUUCAAGGGCCUCUUCCUACUCACCCAAAGGACAAAUGGGGGGUUCUGGGGUGCAUGAGAGAAUGACAGAAGAACCCAGCACAAGCCAGAAACUGAAUCCAGAGGACACAGGCAAGUUAUUCAUGGGGGCAGGGGUCUCAGGGAUUAUGAGAGUCACGUACGGAGAGUGUGGGCAAGGCUCCAAGGACAGGUCAAGUCUCAUCACACAGCAGAGGACACACACAGGGGAGAAG
Molecule: messenger RNA, 1029 nt
Organism: Rangifer tarandus platyrhynchus (Svalbard reindeer)
Lineage: Eukaryota; Metazoa; Chordata; Mammalia; Artiodactyla; Cervidae
Source: the annotation of a GenBank genome assembly